AUGUCGUCCAAUAACCGUAAAAAGCUCCUUUUGAUGGGCCGUUCAGGUUCUGGUAAAUCUUCUAUGAGAUCCAUCAUUUUUAGUAAUUAUUCGGCAUUCGAUACCAGAAGAUUAGGAGCUACAAUCGAUGUGGAGCACUCACAUCUGAGGUUUCUAGGAAAUAUGACACUAAACCUUUGGGACUGUGGUGGUCAAGAUGUAUUCAUGGAAAACUAUUUUACGCAGCAAAAAGAUCAUAUUUUUCAGAUGGUGCAAGUGCUCAUCCAUGUCUUCGAUGUUGAGUCGCAAGAGAUAAUAAAGGAUAUUGAAAUAUUCACCAGGGCCCUUAAGCAACUGAAGAGAUACUCUCCGGAUGCUAAAAUAUUCGUCUUGCUGCACAAAAUGGAUCUGGUACAGCUGGAUAAAAGACAAGAGUUGUUGCACAUUAUGAUGGCGAAACUGCAGGAAACAUCUGCUGCAUAUGGGUUCCCAGAACUGGUGGGAUUUCCAACUUCUAUUUGGGAUGAAAGUUUAUACAAAGCUUGGUCUCAGAUAAUAUGUUCGUUGAUUCCUAACAUGUCGACUUACCAGCACAAUCUGAAAAAGCUUAAGGGCGUCAUGGAUGCCAGAGAAAUCAUACUAUUCGAGAAAACUACUUUUCUUGUCAUUUGCUCGAGUAAUACAGCCACGGGAGAAAUCUUGGACCCAAAAAGAUUCGAGAAGAUCUCUAAUAUUAUGAAGAAUUUCAAACAAAGUAGCAUGAAACUUAAAAGCUCUUUCAAGACUCUGGUGCUGGACAAUACCAUAUACGUGUGCGAGCUGUCUUCAAAUAUGAUGUGCUUCAUUGUUUUAAACAGAGCAGACGAUCCACAAGAUUUGAUAUUAGGGAACAUUAAAAAGGUCAAAGCAUAUUUCCAAUAG
Lachancea mirantina is the source of this 900-nucleotide messenger RNA. The record is from the annotation of a GenBank genome assembly. Lineage: Eukaryota; Fungi; Ascomycota; Saccharomycetes; Saccharomycetales; Saccharomycetaceae.